Daphnia pulicaria is the source of this 528-nucleotide messenger RNA. Its product is annotated as glycine-rich protein 3-like. The transcript has 3 exons. Lineage: Eukaryota; Metazoa; Arthropoda; Branchiopoda; Diplostraca; Daphniidae. The record is from RefSeq and is a predicted model, not a curated record. The coding region runs from base 140 to 397 and encodes 85 amino acids.
AGUGUCGGCGGCGGCGAUUAUUUUCUCUGAUGAUGAAAUUUCGCCAUCCGCCAUUGCCAUUGCUGCAUUGCUCCGCAAAAGUAUAAAAGACAUGGACGGAAGAGUAGCUAGGCAUUAGUCGACACACUCUGCAAACAACAUGAAUCGCACUGCCCUGUUGAGUCUCUGUGUCCUGCUGGCCGUUGUGGCCGCGUUCGUCGUCGAGGCCGCACCCCAACGUGGGAGACCUCAACUGGGCGGCAUCUUUGGCGGAGGCUAUGGCCAACAAUACGGUGGGUAUGGUAAUCAAGGAUACGGAGGCUACGGAAAUCAAGGAUAUUACAAUCAAGGAUACGGCGGGGGUUACGGCGGUGGUUACAGCGGUGAAUACAGCGGUGAAUCUCGCGAAAGAUAUUAAUUUUUCGAUUUUUGACACGAUUCCCAUUUAAUUGUUUGAUCCGCAUCUCAGUCAGACAAAUGGCUAUUGAAAUAUUUUCGUGUCUGCUAUUGUUAUCAAAUAUGUUUUUUAAAUCAUUUGAAAAAUAAACC